Messenger RNA from Sinocyclocheilus grahami, 1558 nucleotides. Its product is annotated as bombesin receptor-activated protein C6orf89 homolog. The record is from RefSeq and is a predicted model, not a curated record. The transcript is spliced from 7 exons. Gene Ontology annotation, cellular component: Golgi membrane; nucleolus. Lineage: Eukaryota; Metazoa; Chordata; Actinopteri; Cypriniformes; Cyprinidae. Bases 165 to 1094 code for a protein of 309 amino acids.
CUCUCUCUCUCACACACACACACACUCACUCACUCUCUCUCUCACAGACACACACACACUCAUCUGCAGCUGUUUCCACACUCUGAUGAAGAAGAUGAUGCUGGUGAUGAAGAUGAGGCCCUGACUCUCUCUCUCUCACACACACACACACACACACUGGUAUCAUGGGCUCGUCUCUCAGUGAGCCCUGCAUCUAUGAUAAGCUGUCGGAGAGCAUCGACAUACUGCGGCAGUCCGGUUACCGCUACGGGAUGAGCGAGAGAGAGAUCGAGAAGUUCAUCAAGCAGGUGCUGGAGACUAACGAGCCUCGCAGGGACCCGCCGCAGUUCCCCAUCCUGAGAGCCACUGUCAAGCUGGUGCUGGCGCUGGGGGUUCUGCUGAUGGUGGUGCUGGUGUUCACGUAUCCUCACAGUGCGCCGCUGCUGGACUCCUCGAGUGCAGCCGGACACAACAGCUCAUCUCCUCUCAGUCACGCGCGGCUGCUGGAGCUGCCCAUCGCCAACAAAUACAACCUGCACGGGUUUCACGAGUGGUGGGCAUCCGGUGCGCCGCAGACGCCGCGGGGGAACUGCUCGGCCUGCGCAGACGUGACUGCGGUGCUGGAGCUGAGAGCGUCUGCGGGGAUCGACAGACACACACAGCCACUGCUGCUCAAGGGCGGAGAGUCUAUGUCUCGCCGUGUGUCUCACCUGGAGCAGUUCUCACAGCCGCAGACGCUCACAGCAACACCGGCCAACUUCACCCUGCUCUGGAGUUUCUCGUCCAGUCCCAGAGAGACGCUUCUCCAGUGGUUGUUUCCUGACGCUGAGCUCUGCCCUCUGCUGGAGAACACAGGAACAACACUGCAGCGCUGCCAACUGAGCGACAGCACCAGCGCUCAACACACGCGUGUGCAGGUGUUGGGUUGGCUGGUGGUGGCUGAAGGCUCUCCGUGGGUUCGUGUUCUUCCGAUCCAGCGAUGCCAAACACACUGCCGCUCCUUCAGUCUGUGGCUGGAGCCGGGAGACAUGGUGUUGGCGGAUCCGCGCUACUGGCUGCUGGAGCUCUUCGCGUCUGGAGCUCAGAGAGUGCUGUGUGACGGCCCUGUGCUCUGAGAACAUCGUUCAGGAAGUGACAUCAGCACUCGCUUUCUCUUUCUUCAGACGGCGGCGUUUCCGCGGAGCUGCCGGGAUCUUCGGCUCCGGCGGUGUUUUCCGAUCCUCGCGCCAAACUUCAAAGAAACUGUAUUUUGUUGAAAGAAAAUCAAACCUGUUUUAAGGAUAUUUUAGUACGUCUUGACAUUGUUUUCAUGACCAUUAAGCGCAUUUCGUCUACAAAUUACUGGGAUGCAAAAAACUAAAAAUCUCAUUACUGUAAACAAAAUCAUUCUCAUUACUGUUACAAUACAAUUAGUUGAUGUUAAUAUAUAAAGUCAAAUAGUAAAUUAUUUUUUACAUUUUAUGGUAGUAUUUGUUGUACUGACUGAAUUUAAAUAAAUGCGAAUACUAUUUCUGUAAUACAGUGUUGAGAACAAGAUUUUUUGGGGGGAAAACAUUUGUGUUGAGGUAAAACAAAAAGU